CACAGCAGUCAAAACCGUCUGUCUUCUAGAGUCUUUGGAUCCGCGGUCUUUAGAUUCAGGUGCUGUAUAGCGUUUAUUGUGAUUGUGUGUUGAGAGUGUCGGUCUGAUGGAGCUGCAGCAGAGGCAUUUGGUGGCGCCCAAUGUAUACAAUCAUGGGGAAGAAAGAGAAACAGCAGAAACCAAAACUGAGGACAUCUAUCAGUGUCUGCAGUACCCUCCAGCAGGAGCCCAAAGAACAGAUGCCGCCGAACAACCUGCUUUAGGGAGGAAGAUGAUGUUUCUGCUUAUAGCUCUCAUUGUCUCAUUACUGACCAUCAACCUCAUCAUCUCAGCAGCACACUUCUCUCACUUCAGACAGACGCUGGGAGUGAUGAACAGACAGAGCACAAGCAAAGAGAUGUGGCAUCUCCAUGACAACGUGUUUUAUUUGUUCUGGAACGAUCUUGGUGACUGCAACACUGCCGAGAGAUUCUGUGCCAAGAGAAAUGCCAGCCUCGCCACUGUGACACAGCGCAACAUGGCAUGGCUGCAGUCACAGACCAAAGGAAAUCACCUCAUAAUAAGGAGGAGCCAGUCAGAUGGAUCUGGAGACUCUGACUCCAUGUUUAUGGAUGAAGAUGAUUCUGAGUGUGACCUCCUUGGUGUGACCCCUGAGCAGGUGGAGGGAUGGGUGUGUGAGAGAGCAGCACAGAUGUCAUGACGACUGUAUUUUGUGUCCACUUGAGUCAAAUCGAAUAACUCAUUAGGUUUACUUGCACUAAACAGACAUACACAGCUGUUUUCUCUGAUUUUCAGUUUAUACUCGUGAUGCCAAAUGUAGUUUUUAUUUUAUAAUGUUUAAAGUUUGUUAUUCUCCCAGAACUGCCUCAGGAUCCUCCUUCUUUAUGAAACAUGCAUUACAGCUGUUGUUUUCUAAGCCCACCAGAUGGCAGCAGUUCUACGUUCUGAGUGUUUUUAAGAGGUGCAGGAAUUCUCGGCACAUUUAUUGAAUAGUUGAACUCAAAUGUUUAUAUUUUCAUCUGGACCACUGCAUUCCUGGGAGGUUCUCCACAGAAACUGUAUUUACAGAACCUGAACCUGAACGUGACUUUAUUCCCAGGUGGUCUGUAAAGCCUUCACAACAACAUGGAACCCACAGGACUCCUGGAGUCUACACUGUACCAACAUAAUGGCAUAAACUGCACUGUAUCCUAACUCAUCACGUGCAUGCUGGACCAGUCAUUACAGGACAGCGCAUCUGGACACCUGUCCUUUAGUAGUAGCCACUGUUUAUCAAGAAGCACCUGUAACCAGCUGCUAGCAGGAAUAUGAGAUUUUAAAUGAAUGGAGGUCAAAUGUUUUAGCACCGGGUUCAAUAUGACAUGGCUCAGAACAUUGGACAAAUAAAACUGCACCAAACA
Messenger RNA from Pygocentrus nattereri (red-bellied piranha), 1400 nucleotides. RefSeq lists its product as uncharacterized. The coding region runs from base 107 to 700 and encodes 197 amino acids. NCBI's taxonomy places the organism in Eukaryota, Metazoa, Chordata, Actinopteri, Characiformes, Serrasalmidae. The transcript is spliced from 6 exons. The record is from RefSeq and is a predicted model, not a curated record.